AUGUUCGGUCUCCGGCCUUGUCAAGCCUUGACUUGCGUUCUCCUUGUCUGCUCGUCCGCAUUCGCCUUUCUCACAAACACUUCAUCUCUCCUCGAUGCCAUUCCCUGGCGAACAGGAAACCAUCGAGUAGACACUCUGGUCCAACGACUUACGCCCUCAGAGAAAGUCUCCCUACUCCAUGGUCAUCCCGAUCCAGCGGACCAGAAUCAAGCAGGCUAUGUCCCUCCAGUACCACGACUGGGAAUACCUCGCGCGCGUCUUUGCGACGGCGAAGCCGGCAUAAAUGUCGUGGAAAAUGCAACCGCAAUACCAGUGCAGAUCAACGUAGCUGCCACCUGGGACAAGUCCGCGGCAUACGCAGCUGGAUACAUAAUAGGCCGUGAAGCCCGUCUGCUCAAGCAAGACAUAGCACUCUCACCAAGAGUCAACAUCCUUCGGGACCCUGUGACUGGAAAUUUCUGGCAAUCAUACUCCGAAGAUCCAUUCUUGAAUGCACAGCUAGGCGUAGCGGCCGUCAAUGCCAUCCAGUCGCAGGGGACAAUGGCAGAUCCCAAGCAAAUAGGCCCUUCUUCAACUGGCGCAAGCGCAGGAGACACCAAUUCCAUCGUGGACUUGCAAACAUUGCACGAAGUCUACUGGUCCGCCCCUGGAGCCUUGCUGAAAGCAGGCGCAGCAACCGUCAUGUGCUCAUACGCGCAAAUAAAUGGCAUCCCGGCUUGCCAGUAUGAGCCGUUAUAUGACGCCGUGAGGAGGGUGUACAACAGCUCCGCAAUUAUGAUUUCCGAUUGGGAAGCGACCCACAGCCUCACGGAAACCAUUGUUGCGGGCAUGGAUUGGGAGAUGCCGACGGGGACCUGGUACGACUCAUUUUAUGACGCGGUUUAUGUGGCCAAGAACCUCUCAGAAACGUACUUGGAUCGAUCCUUGGGCAGAAUUCUGGAGAAGUACGAUCGUUUCGAGAUGCUGGAUCGGGGCACUAUUUCUCUUCAAACGGACCCUUUGGCGGCGACGGUCGUCGAAGAAGAUGCGAGGAUUGCGUAUGACAUUGCCGUCAAGUCCGGUGUGCUUUUGAAAAACGACGGUGGAGUACUUCCUGUGUCAAAGGAGAGCUCAUUCGCCGUGAUUGGUCCUAAUGGUCUGCAGUAUUCGCACGGCACAAACUUCGCCGAGCGAGCAUAUGGAAUUCCAGACAGGCAGGUGUCUCCUAUCGAUGCCAUUCGAGCACGGACCGGGAGGACGGACAUUCCCACAGCAGUUGGCAUCGACCAAGAAGGGACAAUUAUUCCAUCUAGCGCUUUGACCACUCUGAACGGCAACACAGGACUCUCUCGCAACGACACGUUGGGUCGCUACGCAGUGGACGCUCAGAUUGACUUCGAUGGCGAAUCAGCGCUCCCGAGAAACGCGUCGUACGAGUGGCAAGGACAUCUGAAUGCUCCAACAUCGGGACAUUAUACCAUCUCGCUCCAACGGAAGAUGCCAGAGAUUGUAGGCUACAGCAGCGCCGACUAUGGCGACGUGUUUUCGAUUGGCAGUCUUUCAAUCAAUGGCUCCUCGAUCGCCUCCGGAUAUCGAACCCUGCUGGAUGGAGGUGUUCGACCUAUCAGCAAUUCCAUUACCACUAGAGCUGGCUGGGAUAUCAUCAAGGGCUAUGUGUACCUUUCCGCUGGCCGACAUAGGUUUUCUGCUGGUAUUGUCGGUUUGCUGCAGCAGCCAAUUUCGCUUCGUCUAGCUUGGGUAACGCCUGAGCAACGAGAGAGAAAUAUCCAGGAUGCUGUAGCUGCAGCCAAGUCCUUCGAGACGCCCAUCGUUUUCGCCUUUGCCAACAGCCCCGCACAAAUAGGAAUGACACUCGACGAUGGGCAAGAUGAGCUCGUCACCAGGGUAGCAGCCGUCAAUCCCAAAACGGUUGUCGUAUUGAACAAUGCGGAGCCUGUGACUAUGCCGUGGCUUGAGUCCGUCUCUUCAGUCCUCGAAAUGAUGUACGCCGGCCAAGAAGGCGGCUGGGCCACGGCAGAUCUGCUUUUUGGAAAUCACUAUCCUCAGGGCCGGCUUCCUGUCACGUAUCCAAAAAGCGUGAACCAAACAGUGACACGGAACCCUUACUACCCCGGCCGUGUUGAUACCGAGGACGGAAAUGCCACCUUCAGCGAGGGUGUCAAUUCGGGCUAUAGGUGGUACAAGCACAUUGACUGCCCUGUGCUUUUCCCCUUUGGAUAUGGUCUGACGCUCACGACCUUCGAAUACAGUGAUCUUGCAGUCCACACAGCAAAGGUGCCGUCCAAGCCCGGUAAGUGGCAGUCACCAAAGACAGAGAAUCCUUACCAGUACAUCUUUACCGUGUCUUUCACUGUGGCCAACACUGGAGACAAAGUUGGUGUCGAAGUUCCGCAGAUCUAUAUUGGGCCGCCUUUGGACGCAAGCCACACAUAUCCUGGCGUCCAGUUCCCCUCGAUAUUACUUGCAGGAUUCGAUAACCUGAGGAUCGAGCCCGGGCAGAGACUGGUAUCGAACGUUAGCAUAUCGGUCAGGCAGCUAAGUUUCUACAGCGUAGAAAGUGGACUAUUUGAGUUAGCAACAGGAGAAAGAGACGUCUGGGUGGGCAAAAAUGUCGAUGACAUCGUUCUGUCUGGAACCGUCAAGCUGUAG
This is a messenger RNA of Lecanosticta acicola, 2649 nucleotides long. NCBI's taxonomy places the organism in Eukaryota, Fungi, Ascomycota, Dothideomycetes, Mycosphaerellales, Mycosphaerellaceae. The record is from the annotation of a GenBank genome assembly.